Rhizophagus irregularis DAOM 181602=DAOM 197198 is the source of this 1822-nucleotide messenger RNA. RefSeq lists its product as uncharacterized. The record is from RefSeq and is a predicted model, not a curated record. Lineage: Eukaryota; Fungi; Glomeromycota; Glomeromycetes; Glomerales; Glomeraceae.
AUUCCUUUUUUUUUCUCUUUUUAUUACUUUCAUUCAUUAUUAUAUUAAACCCUCAUUAAAAUGAGAGUAAUAAAUUUUUUAUCAAUUUUGACUUUAGGCAUUAGCCUUGUGUCAGCCUCACCCCUUCAUCCUAGACAAGCCAAACAACCACCAUUAAUGGGCAAAUGGGAUAUAGUCGGAGACUCAAAGAUUGCUACUAUGCACAUAUUUCGUGCUAACAAUAAAGAAAUAUACAUGAUUGAUAAACUUGAAGUAAAUAAGAUUAAGCAAGCGAAUGGAAACCCUGCUAUUAGUGGUGUAUAUAACAUUGAAACAAAUGAAGUCAGAGCUCUCAACCUUGCUACGGACACAUUUUGUUCAGCGGGUUCAUUUUUUGCAAAUGGAACUCUCAUACACGCUGGCGGUGCAGAAGCAGGUCUUGGAUAUAAUGUAGGGUUUCAGUCCGUAAGAUUUAUAACACCAUCAGAUCCUAAUCCAGACUGGUCUGAAAUACCGGAUGGUUUGUCCACAGCUAGAUGGUAUCCAGCCAUGGCUUCACUUCCAAGUGGUAAUGUUCUUAUAUUGGGAGGUUCUGCGAAAGGGACGGGAAAAAACAAUGCUGCUAUUAAUAACCCAACUUAUGAAAUUUGGACUGUUGGAGGAGCUCCACGACCACAACCUGUGGAUUUUCCCUUUUUGGUAGAAACAAUGCCAUAUAAUCUUUAUCCAUUUUUACAUGUUCUUCCAAAUUUUGAGAAUAAACAAUUAGCGUUCGUGUUUGCAAAUACUAAAGGCAUUGUUUACGAUUUGGAUACUGCUACCGUCGUUUCAAAAGUACCAGAUUUAACUGGCGGUAUUAGAUCAUAUCCAUUAACUGGUAAUUCACUUUUAUUACCUCUUAGACCAUCUCAAAAUUAUAAACCGGUUGUUAUGAUUUGCGGUGGUAAUACGGCAAUGGAAAUUAAAAAUCCUGCCUUGGCAUCAUGUGGUAGAAUUGAUCCAACUGAAACUAAUCCUCAAUGGGAAAUGGAUAAUUUCGGUGGUACUGGACGUGUUAUGCCAGACUCUGUUAUCUUACCAACAGGAAAAGUCUUAUAUUUAAACGGUGCCCAAGUCGGUUUCGCUGGAUAUCAUCAAGGUCCAAAGACCAACCCACUUUAUGUAUCUGAUAAUCCAGCUUUUACACCAUUUAUUUACGAUCCUGAAACCAAAGGAUGGACGACUAACCUUGCCCCAUCAACUAUUGCAAGAUUGUAUCACUCUGUUGCGACUUUGACAUCAGACGGAAGAGUUUUCGUAUCAGGUAGCAAUCCACAAGGAGCCGUAGAACUUAAUUCUAAGUAUCCUACCGAAUAUCGCGUUGAAAUGUUCACACCACCAUACUUGCAGACAGGAUUGGUACGUCCAGUAAUCACGAGCGUUGCAGGAACAACAAAACAACUAGAAGAUACAAGAUUUCCAGCGACAUAUAAACAGGCGCUCGAAGUCAAAGUUACAAAAGGACAAGAAAAAUCAUUCCUAACUGCGGCAAUAAUUCAUUCCGGAUUUAUUACACAUUCACAGAGCUUUUCUCAAAGAUAUGCUAUGUGCAAAGUAAUAUCUGCGGAAUAUGAUCCUAAUAAUCCAAAUGAUGUCACAUUGAAUAUUGAGAUGCCACCAAAUCCAACAAUAAUUCCUCCUGGUCCAAGUUAUCUCUACAUUCUUGAUAAUGGUGUUCCUGCUACGUUUUCUGCUCAAAUUUUAUUAUCGUCAGCUUAAAAAUAAUAAUAAUAACAGCAACAAUAAUAAUAAUAAUAAUAAAAUUUAAAAAGUAGAUAAUAGAAUCGGAACGAACGGACAUUAA